Messenger RNA from Blepharisma stoltei, 2399 nucleotides. NCBI's taxonomy places the organism in Eukaryota, Ciliophora, Heterotrichea, Heterotrichida, Blepharismidae. The record is from the annotation of a GenBank genome assembly.
AUGUCUAAUUCCCAUCCAAUAAGAGCAAAAAUUUUUAUAUAUAAUUAAUAACUGUAAUAGAGAGAUCUUAAAUUAAUUCUAUUAAAUUUUAAGCAGCUUGCAUCUUUUAAAAUAUAAAUUUUUUAUAAAUUCAAUUAGAUUUUAUUUCGAUACUUAAUAAUAUUUUUAAACUAAAUAAACCAUGUUAAGAUUGAGCAGAAAUUUGCUUCCUCUUGCUCGGGAAGUAAAGUCUUUCUUUUCGCCUGCAUGAUUGCGCUAUCAUUCGCAGGCCCAUAUCUUUUCAUUAAAGAUUACAAUGUCGGAAAGUCUUUUAUGGGCGAUAUUCAAUACUCUAAGUUCAUAAAUCCUUUUGAGAAGCAUACUAUUGUGUAUUUUAAGGAUUAUAACACUCUUAGUACACAGCUAAUAGAAAAAUUGACAGGAAUUAUUUCUUCUGGGAAGCAUCUCGAUUAUAAUUUAGAGUCAAUGAGCUGCCAAUGAGGAGAAGGCCCCGAUUUCAUAAGAUUUUUACCCACUUUUAAAGCUGCAGCAUUUAUCGGACAAGGUGCAGUCUCUUUUUCUAACCACUGCUUCCAAUCAAAUACUAUCGAAAUAUCAUCUUCAUCAGAUACCUCAAUUACAAUCACAUUAACAUCCAGCAAAUCAUCAAGCUUUCUCUGCUAUGAUACCUAUCUUAUUUCAAUAUUGAACCAAUUUCAUAUAGAAAAUGCUGAGUUUCAUGGUAAACAUUCCAUUACUUUUAAUAAUCUUACUGAAAAUGAUAUAUACGAUAUCCAACAAAAUGGUGUCAGAGUUUUCACCUUUUGUGAUGACCUUAGAAAUUUAGUUAUAUCUUAUUUUUAUUUAAUCCUUACUCCCCCCCUCUGUGAGUGAACAAAAAAAAUUUUGUUCACUCAUGGAGGGGGCUAAUUUUUUUUUUUCGAAAUUUAAAAAAAUCUCACUUCUAUAAAAAUUGGAAAGCAAAUAUUAAUUUAAUUUGUAAAAUUUAUGUUUUAAAAAGCAAUUUGUUUAAAAUUAAACAGAAUUAGCUCUAGAUUUCAUUAUACUAAUUAUCACUUAUAUAUCAAAAUUUUUUUCCAUAAAAAAAUUUUCUAUUAACGGAGGGUGGGUUUUUGGGCAAAAAAUAGCGAUUUUUCUAAUGAUUUUGUUCACUCACGGAGGGGGGAGUUAUAUAAAAUUUAUAUGUUUUUUAAUAAAUACAUUAGGCUUACUAUUUAAUUUAUUAUAGAAUAGACUUGGCUAUGACCCUUGAGCUAUUUGCAGGAGGUUUUACUACCAAUAAAUGGCUUCCUAUAAUAGGAUCUCAUGUUACAUGGUGAAUGGAAGAAUCAAAUGUGAAAUUUUUAAAAGAAGCUAUUAAUUAUACAAUGGAAAAAAGAGAAAAUACUGCAAUCACCCUAGAAAAAUCACAAAUAAAAUCAGGCACAUUUUUAGCUGUAACAAGGCUGGAUGGGCUUGAUGAGAUGAUUAUGUAUGGGAGUGGCAGCCGUGUAGGGCAUAGUACAGUUGCUCUAUGGGUUGAAGAAAAUGGACAAAAAGACCUAUAUAUUUUGGAAAGCCAAGCUGGAUGGUAUUGGCCGCGAACUGGAAUCCAAAUGAAUAUUCUGAGCUUGGCUAUUUAAAAACACAAAAAAUCAUUAUUCUGUUAGGUAUUUAUAAGAAAUUACUAAUAAUUAAAAAGGUAUAAAUUUGAAACCUGAAUUAAAUGGGCUGAAGAUGCCAGCUUCAACGUUGUAGUUUUACCAUUAAAACCCGAAAUCCAAGCACUUUUCAAUGAGACAUCUGCUUAUGAGUGGUUUAAAACUGUUGAAGGGAUGCCUUAUGGGUAUCAUAACUUUAUGUUUGGCUGAAUUGAUACCCCAACAUUGAAUUAUCCUCCUAUAGUUUCCCCUGAACUUGUCAGUAUUGCAUUUCAAGCAGCAUCCAAAAUAAUGCCAAAAGCAAUAGAAAGCAUUUUUGAGCUAGCUUUGAAUAUGAGGUUGGGCAGUAAAGGGCUGAAUGUCCCUGAACUGGAAAUUGAGGCAGGAAAAAGAGGUAUGACGCUGCUAGAUUUAAUGGCUGUAGUAGAAGAAGAGGGGUGGCUCUAUCCUGAUGGAUUUUCUUAUGUAUGCUCCAGCUUUGUACUUGCACUAUAUAAAAGAGCAGGAAUACUUGGAAAUUUGGUACUUCAGGCAACAGAAUUUACGCCGAGGGAUGUGUAUUCACUUAAUAUUUUUGAAAAAAAUAUAAAUAGACCUCAAAAUUGUAUCGACCAAGAUCCAGAUAUUCCGUAUUGUCAGCUUAUGGGAAAUUAUAGGAUUGACCUUGGAGAUGAUUAUUCGAGCAUUGAGGCUUAUGAUCAUAUGGAUGAAACUUGUCCUUCAGUUGCACCUGCAUUUUUUAGACCUGACCAAUGCUAG